UUUUUCAGAUGCAAACGCCCCGCCGGCAGAGCACAGCCGAGUGAACGGCGACAGAGUUUUUCCUCAGUUCUCUUCACUGCGCCUGCUUCCUCCCCGGCAGUGAGCGUCUCUCAGGAGAAGCAAGCGGUGGAUGUGCAACGCACCGAUGCCACAGAUUGCCUAAUUAGAUUAAGCAAGAGGCUUUCCUGAGAUAAUCAUUUAGCCAGCCUUUUUCCUCUAAUGAAGCCGGCGUCGGGUGAGUGUGUGUGCGAUGAAGGUCAAACCAUAAUUUCAAGGGAAGUACCGCAAUUUUGGUUUUAGACCUGGAAAGGUUAACUAUCUGGACUCCCUCCUGAAAAUCUGAUAGAAACUCUGUAGGUGCGAUGUUUCUUUUGGGAAGACGCUGCCUGCCCUAACCGGGCUGACAGUUGUACCGGCAUAUACCUCCUGUUGCGUUGGAAAGGGGGAUGGGGGUAUUUCUUAUAUAGCCUUUAUAACUGCAGAGGACAUCUGCCAGAAUCAGCAGCCAAAAUGCGAGAGUGGGCAUGUAGGGAUCAAUUGAAGAUGGCUUUUUACGUGUCUAAGUCACGCUCCCAGUGUGAAGUCUAUCCCUGAGGAAUUAAACCAGUUUAUGGGAAAUACCGUAUUUUUACCACUGAGGACUUAACUCGCCUUUUUUCAAAAGCCUCUCUCACCACCGCCACCCCCUCUUGUGUGGUGUGCCCCAGAGGAAACAUGGCCAACAACUCAUUUCGUGGUUCGAAGCGAGGCCGGCAUGCCGAGGCCAAUCACGAUGGAGAUUUUAGCGUCUCGCUCAAAGAUUUGCGCUCCCUCAUGGAGGUCCGAGGAGCAGAGGGAAUAACUAGAAUUCAGGAAUGCUAUGGAGAUGUCCAAGGACUAUGUUCCAGGCUACGAACAUCACCUGUGGAUGGCUUAGGAGGACACGCUGAGGACAUUGAGAGAAGAAAAGAAGAAUUUGGACAAAACCUUAUACCUCCCAAAAAGCCAAAAACCUUUCUCCAAUUAGUGUGGGAAGCAUUGCAAGAUGUGACACUAAUCAUCCUUGAGGUGGCAGCCAUUGUAUCAUUAGGCCUUUCUUUUUACAGACCUCCAGAUGCCGAAAGAGAAAAUUGCGGGAAUGCAGCGGGAGGAGCUGAGGACGAGGGCGAGGCGGACACGGGCUGGAUCGAAGGUGCCGCCAUCCUCCUGUCGGUGGUGUGCGUGGUGCUGGUGACGGCCUUCAACGAUUGGUCGAAGGAGAAGCAGUUCCGAGGGCUGCAGAGCCGGAUAGAGCAGGAGCAGAGGUUCACCGUGGUGCGCGGUGGACAGGUCAUCCAGAUCCCCGUGUCCGACAUUGUGGUCGGAGACGUGGCUCAAAUCAAAUAUGGUGAUCUCCUUCCAGCGGAUGGUGUUCUCAUCCAGGGCAACGACUUAAAGAUUGAUGAGAGUUCUCUCACGGGCGAGUCGGAUCAUGUCAAAAAGACCUUGGACAGAGACCCAAUGCUGCUGUCAGGCACUCAUGUCAUGGAAGGUUCCGGAAAAAUGCUGGUCACAGCGGUGGGUGUGAACUCCCAGACGGGCAUCAUUUUCACCCUGCUCGGAGCCAGCGGAGACGAUGACGAGGACGACGAAGAGGAGAAGGCUGAGAAGGAACGGAAAAAGAAGGAGAAGGAGGAAAAGAAGAAAGAAAAGGAGAAGAAAAAGAAAGAGGAGAAGGAAAAGAAAGGCAAAAAGGACAAGAAAAGUAUGUGGAGAGUAGUGUUAAGAAAAAAUGAUAAGAAAGAGGACAAAGGGAAGAAAGGCAAGUCUCAGGAUGGCGCGGCCGUGGAAAUGCAGCCCCUCAACAGCGAGGAUGGAGAAGGAGGGGAGAAGAAGAAGGCCAACCCACCAAAGAAGGAGAAGUCGGUCCUUCAGGGGAAACUAACCAAGCUUGCCGUGCAGAUCGGCAAAGCAGGCCUGUUCAUGUCGGGGCUCACAGUCAUCAUCCUGAUCUCUCUGUUCCUGAUGGACACCUUCUGGAUCCAGGGCCUGCCGUGGAUCAAGGAGUGCACUCCCGUCUACAUCCAGUUCUUUGUCAAGUUCUUCAUCAUUGGCGUCACCGUGCUGGUGGUCGCUGUGCCUGAGGGGCUUCCCCUCGCCGUCACCAUCUCGCUCGCCUACUCCGUCAAGAAAAUGAUGAAAGACAACAAUCUAGUGAGGCACUUGGAUGCCUGUGAGACCAUGGGCAAUGCCACCGCCAUCUGCUCAGACAAGACGGGCACCUUGACCAUGAACAGGAUGACAGUGGUCCAGGCCUACCUCGGGGACAGACACUACCGGAAGGUUCCGGAGCCAGACCUCAUACCAACCAAGAUCCUGGACCUGCUCAUCAUGGGGAUAGGGAUCAACUGCGCUUACACCACCAAGAUCAUGCCUCCAGAGAAGGAGGGCGGUCUACCGCGCCAGGUGGGCAACAAGACCGAAUGUGCCUUGCUGGGCUUCUCCCUGGACCUGCGCCGAGACUACCAGACCAUCCGCAACCAGAUCCCUGAGGAGAAGCUCUACAAAGUCUACACCUUCAACUCUGUCAGGAAGUCCAUGAGCACCGUGCUGAAGAACGCAGACGGCAGCUACAGCAUGUUCAGCAAAGGAGCGUCCGAGAUCCUGCUCAAGAAGUGCUGCAGGAUCCUGGUCGCCAGUGGGGAGGCCAAGGUGUUCAAGCCCCGGGACAGAGAUGACAUAGUCAAGACGGUGAUCGAGCCCAUGGCCUCCGAGGGCCUCCGGACCAUCUGCCUGGCCUACAGAGACUUCCCCCCGGCGGACGGAGAGCCCGACUGGGACAACGAGACUGACAUCCUCACCGGCCUCACCUGCCUCUGUGUGGUGGGCAUCGAGGACCCUGUCCGGCUUGAGGUCCCAGAUGCCAUUAAGAAGUGCCAGCGCGCUGGCAUCACCGUGCGCAUGGUUACCGGGGACAACAUCAACACAGCUCGCGCCAUCGCCUCCAAAUGUGGCAUUCUGCACCCGGGGGAGGACUUCCUGUGUAUUGAGGGCAAAGAGUUCAACCGACGGAUACGCAACGAACUGGGAGAGAUUGAGCAAGAGCGCAUUGAUAAGAUUUGGCCCAAACUGCGUGUUCUAGCGAGAUCAUCCCCAACUGACAAACACACUCUAGUGAAAGGUAUUAUUGACAGCACUGUUCUAGAACAAAGACAAGUGGUAGCUGUGACAGGAGAUGGAACUAAUGAUGGCCCUGCCUUGAAGAAGGCUGAUGUUGGAUUCGCUAUGGGCAUCGCUGGCACAGACGUGGCCAAGGAGGCCUCAGACAUCAUCCUGACGGACGACAACUUCUCCAGCAUCGUGAAGGCUGUGAUGUGGGGGAGGAACGUGUACGACAGCAUCUCCAAGUUCCUGCAGUUCCAGCUCACCGUCAACGUGGUGGCCGUCAUCGUGGCCUUCACUGGGGCCUGCAUCACACAGGACUCUCCUCUGAAAGCCGUGCAGAUGCUGUGGGUGAAUCUGAUCAUGGACACCUUGGCCUCCCUGGCCCUGGCCACCGAGCCCCCCACAGAGGCCCUGCUCCUGAGGAAGCCCUACGGCCGCAAGAAGCCCCUCAUCUCCCGCACCAUGAUGAAGAACAUCCUGGGCCACGCUGUCUACCAGCUCACCAUCAUCUUCACCCUGCUCUUCGCAGGUGAGCGGAUUUUUGACAUCGACAGCGGCCGGAACGCGCCCCUCCACGCUCCACCCUCGGAACACUACACCAUCGUCUUCAACGUCUUUGUGAUGAUGCAGCUGUUCAACGAAAUCAACGCCCGCAAGAUCCACGGGGAGAGGAACGUGUUUGACGGCAUCUUCAACAACCCCAUCUUCUGCUCCAUCGUGUUUGGAACAUUUAUCAUUCAGAUUGUUAUUGUGCAGUUUGGUGGAAAGCCCUUCAGCUGUGUGAGCCUGACCAUUGACCAGUGGCUCUGGUGUGUUUUUCUGGGUGUUGGCUGUCUUCUAUGGGGCCAGCUGAUCUCCAGCAUCCCCACCAGCCGCCUGAAGUUCCUGAAGACGGCCGGCCACGGCACGCAGCAGGAGGAGUUCCCCGAGGAGGAUCAGGAGGAGAUGGAGGACAUGGAUGAGAUUGACCACGGCGAGAUGGAGAUGAGGAGGGGCCAGGUGCUGUGGUGCCGGGGCCUCAACCGGAUCCAGACCCAGAUCCGUGUGGUCAACGCCUUCCGUGACACCAUGUCUCCCUACGAGGGCCUGGAGACCCCUGAAUCACGCAGCUCCAUCCACAACUUCAUGAGCCACCCGGAGUUCCGGAUACAGGACUCCGAGCCCCAGAUCCCGCACAUCGAUGACACCGAGGGUGAGGACGAACCUCCCACUAAACGCAACUCCGCCAUCCCUGCGCCUCUUCCCCCGCUCUCCGCCAUCCCGACCUCGCCCAACCAGAACAAUAAUGCAGUGGACCGGAUCUUUCCGCUCCACAAAGACUCAAAGACUGGCACCCUGCCCCAGAAUGCCGCUGGCCUGCCUCCGUGCCCCGGGAGCCCGCUGCACAGCCUGGAGACCUCUCUCUGAGCAGGGAGGCCAGCCACUGCUGCCCCUGGGUCAUUUAUUAGAAUGACCUCCCAAACACACCACUAAACACAACCAAGAUGGCGAAGGAGAGGGCUCUGAAGGUUUGGCAUGUACUGAAAUAGAAGACACCAAACAUUCUGGAGAGCAUCUGGGUUUUUGACCCUAAAUAUGGUCUAGCUGUUAGGUGUUUGUAUGAAAAAGUGAGAUUCUCAAACUUAAAAUGAAAAAUUAUUUGCUUAGAAGCUUGAAUAUAAUUAACAUGGAGUCUGGGUUUAUUGCCUCUUCUCUGCACAUCUUAAAUGGUAGUAAACAAUGCAUUGGCUACUUAUAUUUGUAUAAUUUGAUCAAUUUGAAGCACAUCUGUUUACAAGUUUGUGCUGUUUUUUCAAAGGUUGGUUGAAGACCUACCCAACACAAUGUACUAUCAAAGAGUACGAGGGUGAAAUGGUAAAUAUUGUGUUUUAGAUAUGGCUGUAUUCAGAAUUAAUAGUUUCUUUUGAAACUGCAAUGUUUUGCCUGCAGUUUCUAUUUGGUAUUUAUUUGUCCAGGUACAGUACUUAAAAAAACUAUAGCAAGAUACAAAGACUUGUGUAGAAAAGUGUUUUAAAGAUGUGGUCAUGGGGUCAAUAAGGUAUAAGUGGGAUACCAAGAGAACAUCCACAGAUAUCUAAGAUGGGUUCUCUACUCUGUAUAUAAUUUAUUUGUUGUUUUCAACUAGUUCCAAAGCUACAUUUCAUAUUCAUUUGAAAGUGAUCAUGUUCCUGUUUUUUUUGUGGUGUGGUGUUGGCUUUCAGUCUUCACAUCUAUGCCACUGAUGCACAGACUUCUCAUUAGUGUUAAUGAACAAAGGUAAGACCAUGAAUGUGUUCAUGUUUAGGCAGAAUUUAAGUGUGGAAGGAUUCUAAUUCUGUUAUUGUUCCAGAUUUUUAUUUUUAGAGAAUUGCGUAAAGCAAGUGGACCUUUAUGGUUUUAAGUUUAGGAUUUUGUCAGAGUUCUAGGUUGUUGUUGGGCAUUUGUAAAUCUGUUGAAGGAUAACCAGAAACCAGGGAGAAGCUUUGCAAGGUAUAAUCAAGGAAGCUUACUUAGAUUUCUGAAGAAGACAUAGGCUACAAUCAGUCAAUUUACUAUUAUCUUUGAGGAGAUGUUUACAUUCUUUAUCAUUAAAUGAAUCCAUCUCUUCUUGUCAUGAACUUUGGUCAAAAUAUUAGCUGAUAGCUGAUGAACAUAUUCACACUGCAAGAUAUCUUGUGGGAAAUGUAGUUUAAUAAAGAGAAGAGACUUAGACUCUGAGCACAGAAUACUUUAUUGCACUAAAUCUUAGAGAGACUGGAUACUAUGUAUAUAGCUUUGUACUGGAUCUUUUUAGAGAAAAGCCAAAGCUUUCAUGACUCAGAAAUAUGAGGUUUAUGGGUUGGGGGCAGGUGCAGCAUUGAAACAAAUCUUUGCAUUUUUUGUCAAGCCUAUCAUAAAAAUACUAUCAUAGUCAUAACUUGUUAGUUAGUUGUUUGUCAACAAGAUUGUAUGGUUCAUUGAUAUUGGGUGCAAUUCAAAUAAACCCUUAAAUAGAAAAACAAUAUCAAGACUUGUUGACUUGCUUCUGACCAGUUGAAAUCUUAAAAGUUGAACUGCAAAUGCACCCUUGGUCCUUGGUUAUGUAACUUCAAACCACAUCUAAUGAAAGCAGUAGUGAAAAAAAUACUAUUAAAUGGAGAAAAUUGGAGAAGGUAAAAAGGUCAUUUUUUGGUUUCUCUGUAGUCUCGUUCCUGAACAGGGAAUGAAUUUAAUCCAUCUCUUUAUGGAUUAUGUUUUUUUUUAUCUCACUAUUUGGUAAUAAAGUACUUAAUGUCUGUUUUAUCUUCAGCAGUGUAAUAAUGUGGUCGAUAUUCCUUUUUGAAACUUGUUGAGUAACGUGUAUGGUUUUUGAAAAUAAAAUAUGAAUAUUUAGCUUA
Molecule: messenger RNA, 6479 nt
Organism: Osmerus eperlanus (European smelt)
Lineage: Eukaryota; Metazoa; Chordata; Actinopteri; Osmeriformes; Osmeridae
Gene: atp2b1b
Product: ATPase plasma membrane Ca2+ transporting 1b
Exons: 21
Coding region: 715-4530 (1271 amino acids)
Biological process (GO): calcium ion transmembrane transport; regulation of cytosolic calcium ion concentration
Cellular component (GO): plasma membrane; intracellular membrane-bounded organelle
Molecular function (GO): PDZ domain binding; P-type calcium transporter activity; ATP hydrolysis activity
Source: RefSeq, a predicted model, not a curated record